AUGGCAACUACUAAACAACGUCUCGCACUCUCCAUCAUCGAUUUCCUCUCUACCUCCCUCACCGAUGGUAUCCUCAACGAAGAAGAACGCGAGUCCAUCGAAAUCGCCCAAAACUGUAUUUCCGAGUCCUUCAAAGUCGAUCCUACAGAUGCCACCCCCAAAGAUUCUCAAAACCUUCUCCAAAUUUACAGUGUCUAUGAAAAAUUAAGACAAUCUCAAGCAGCAGCUGCUCCUCCCAAACCUGCCAAUGAAACCCCAACUGGCAAGCAACCUAGCGAGGAACAAAAGAAAGAAGCCGAAGGGUUAAAGAGUCAAGGAAAUGCAGCUAUGGCUAAGAAAGAUUACAAGAAAGCGAUUGAUUUAUACUCGCAAGCUUUGGCUAUCAUACCCGGUAACCCAAUUUUCUUGAGUAAUCGCGCAGCUGCAUACUCAGCAUCUAAGGAUCAUGAAUCUGCAAAGGCGGAUGCGGAGGCAGCAGUUGAUGCUGAUCCUAAAUAUACAAAGGCAUGGUCUAGAUUGGGACUUGCGAGAUUUGCAAUGGGAGAUGCGAAGGGUUCAAUGGAGGCUUAUGAGAAGGGAAUUGAGUAUGAAGGAAAUGGAGGAAGUGAUGCUAUGAAGAAGGGAUAUGAGACAGCGAAGAAGAGAGUGCAGGAAUUGGAAGCUGGUGGAUUAGAUGAGGACGAGGUUGCUGAGAGAGGUGCUCCUGGUGGUGCAGGUGGUAUGCCUGAUUUGGCUAGUUUGGCGGGUAUGUUUGGUGGUGGAGCUGGUGGUGGUGGUGGAAUGCCUGAUUUGAGCUCGAUUAUGAGUAAUCCUAUGUUUGCGAGCAUGGCUCAAAACUUGAUGAGUAACCCGGAUGCGUUGAAUAGUAUUAUGAGUAAUCCUAGGAUACGCGAGAUGGCUAAUCAAUUUGGUGGUGGUGGAGCUGGGGGUAAUGGAGGUGGAAUGCCGGAUCUUUCAAGUUUGAUGAAUGAUCCUUCUAUUGCUGAGAUGGCAAGAAACUUGGGUGGUGCAGGUAGAGGUGCAGGUGCUGGACGUGGUGCUCCUCAAUAG
This is a messenger RNA of Sclerotinia sclerotiorum 1980 UF-70, 1050 nucleotides long. RefSeq lists its product as hypothetical. Bases 1 to 1050 code for a protein of 349 amino acids. Gene Ontology annotation, molecular function: molecular adaptor activity; protein binding. The record is from RefSeq and is a predicted model, not a curated record. Lineage: Eukaryota; Fungi; Ascomycota; Leotiomycetes; Helotiales; Sclerotiniaceae. Gene Ontology annotation, biological process: post-translational protein targeting to endoplasmic reticulum membrane. Gene Ontology annotation, cellular component: TRC complex; membrane. The transcript is spliced from 2 exons.